Limulus polyphemus (Atlantic horseshoe crab) is the source of this 879-nucleotide messenger RNA. RefSeq lists its product as uncharacterized. The record is from RefSeq and is a predicted model, not a curated record. The coding region runs from base 488 to 802 and encodes 104 amino acids. Lineage: Eukaryota; Metazoa; Arthropoda; Merostomata; Xiphosura; Limulidae. The transcript has 5 exons.
UAAAUUUUCAUUGUUUCAGCCAAAGUAAACAAACCUAUGCUCAGUGUUGAGAUUAGUCAAAAACUCAAGAUCUGGAUUUACUAUGUUAUAACUUAUAUGUAUAUAUAUUAAAAUUAAUACAGUAAACAAAUUAUUCAGUGAAACAGACUACAGAUUGAGAUUUCAAAUCACUUAUACGAGAAGUGAAUCUCCGUACACUGUGUGCUGUGGUGUAGUGUAGCAUGUUAAUAUUAUAAAGAUUAUAAUUCAUAGUUUCGAAAUUUGAGUACCAUUACUGUUAAUGAAAACUAAAUAACAUUUCAUGAAGUUUAGCUUAGGAGUAGGAGAUUCAGGCUCUUCCUCACUUUCCUUUUCUCAUUAGAAGACUGAUUUUUCAGAAAACACAGACUCACUUUGAAGUCAAGCAGUUGAAGUGAAACAUGCUUAUUCAUAUAUUCGGCCUCCACUUCUGCCCCCAAACCUUAGAUUAUGUACUGUAUGCAUUAACAUGCUAAUUCUUUUUGAGGAACUUUCAUUAAAGAUGAAGCACGUGCUUUGGACCUUGUGUAUAUGUUUUAUUGUGUUUACUGAAGUGAAAUCGAUCUCAGAGUUAGAAGAGUUUAGACAAAAUGCCACAGCGGUAAUUAAACAAUACAUUGGAACAUUCUCUGAUGUAAUAGGAACAGACUUGUGGAUCUGGGUUGGGAUUGCUGCUGGUGGAACAUUUAUUCUUUGUCUGAUACUAUGGGCUGUCUGCAGUUGCUGUUAUUGCUUAUGUAGUGGUGGGGCUAAAAAGAGGAGGUCAAAUAACCGAGCUCCAUGAUGACAGGAUGGAGGCCUUCACAGUCUUUAGGAAGGGAGAGGACUCCAGCAAGAUGUUUAUUUGUAUUCUCAAAAAUU